Phymastichus coffea is the source of this 2409-nucleotide messenger RNA. RefSeq lists its product as uncharacterized. The record is from RefSeq and is a predicted model, not a curated record. Bases 113 to 2242 code for a protein of 709 amino acids. Gene Ontology annotation, cellular component: plasma membrane. Gene Ontology annotation, biological process: protein processing. Gene Ontology annotation, molecular function: metalloendopeptidase activity. The transcript is spliced from 16 exons. Lineage: Eukaryota; Metazoa; Arthropoda; Insecta; Hymenoptera; Eulophidae.
UCUGCGGCUUAUAAAUUCGCCGGCAUAGAGCGAUCCGGGAAAACUGAUAGCGGGCAGCCAGUGACUGACGCUCGUUUGCGUACGUUGCGUCCAGUCGAGAAGCGGUCGGGCCAUGAAGGGGCGCCAAGCGAAUGCGAGCAACUACGCGACGGCGCGCGCCCUGCUCUGGCUUAUCUCGUGCGCGCUGUGUGCUGCGACGCCAUCGGACGACAUGGAGGCCAGAUGUUUCGAGAACGAGGACUGCUAUCAACUGAAGAGAACGAUGGUCUCGGAGGUGACCGCCUCGGUCGACCCAUGCGUGGACGUGCACUCGUACAUGUGCUCGAGGCGCGACAGGAGCGACGAGGGAGUGCCGCUGCAGCGGAGACUGUCGGGCAUGGCAGCUUAUUUAAUCACCACGUUGGACGGACCGCCGCAAGAGGACGACAACGACUUGCUGAAGGUGGAGAAGCAACUGUACAAGUCGUGCAUACAAUUAGGGAACGCGCGCGGCGAGGCGGCGCGCUCGCAACAGCUCAAGACGCAGAUCGAGAAUUUGGGCGGGCUGGCGCUGUGGCAAGACGUCGACUACGUCGCGUUCUCGUCGGCGCUGGGAUCCUCCUUCUUCGAGGUGAAGGUCGGGCCGCACCCGACGGACGAGGCCAGAAGCGCGAUCUUGGUAAUGAAACGCGCCGCCCGGCGAAAUCGACGCGCAGCGCAGGUGCGUACACGCCGCGGUCUGCUCGCAGCUGCAGCCGCCGUCGCUGGCGAGGACGAGGGCUCUGCACGGCCGGGCGAGGAAGGUCGUGGCCUACAAGCAGCAGCAGCGCAGGAGCCGCUACUCCGAGCAGGCGCGCGCGAUCGCGGACCUUUACGGGUUCGUGCGCGAGGGCGUGGAGCACGGCGUGCUUGGGUUCUUCGAGGCGCUGCAGCAGGCCAGACUCGCGUCGACGACGGCCGCGACGAGCCUGCCCGGCCCUGCCCGGCACUACGCGACGCUCGGACAACUGCGCGACGGCGCGGACGCCCCGGCGCAGGUAGGCGAGCAGCGCCCAGCCGCGGCUGGCGCGGGACUGACGCGGGGCUGUCUCGCGCGCAGGUGGGCUGGAUCGAGCUCGUCCGGCGGCUGCUGCAGAGCAGGAACCUCGACCUCGACACGGACGACGUGGUGCUCCAGAGCCCGGCGUACUUCGCGCGCCUGACCGAGCUCCUGCGUGACACGCCCAACGAAGUCGUAGUUGCGGCGAUACAGACGAAGGCGCUCACGGAUAACUUGGCCUACGUGGAUUGGGAGCGUGCGGCUCUGCUGGACAGGAUCGACAGGGUCGACUUCUGCCUGAGGGAGACGAGACUGUACGGCGCCUCGCGCAGGCUAGUUCGCGACUGGCUGAGCAAGGACGACGACCGGCGCGGCUCCUACAGGAUGGGCCAGAGCAUUUUCACGAGUGUCGUGAGCGCCGUUCGACGCGAACUGUCGCUCUACGCGCUCAAGUCCCCGUCGGACGUGCAUUAUUACAAGGCCAAGCUGCUUCGAGCCAUCGAGAAUCUCGACAAGUACGUCUACGACUCCCCGUACAACUUGUACGAAGCGUUGAACAUCACCGGCAAUUACUUCGACGACAUCGUUCAAUACCGGAAGCUGCUGACGAACGAGGAUUUAGAGAGGCUUCGACGAAAUUCGGGAUCCUCGGAGCCCUUCAGUUUCAUUGACCAAGGUGAAGCUCAAAACCGAUUUGUGAUACAAACGUUGAUCAAUACCGCUGAAAUGUUGUCGCCGCACUUGCCAAAAGAGGUUCAUUAUGGGACGUUUGGCGUCAAGACAGCCGCAUUGAUUCACUCGCUGCUGCACGAGGAUACGUACAAUGACGAUUUGGCCAGCGAAAGCACCGAAAAGCUAGUCUAUCCGAAAUACCCGGUGGACGUCAAGUCUUGCGUCAGGCAAAACCUGCGUUUCCACUAUUCCGCCGAUCGAGCCGACGACGUCGUGACGCAGAACUUAGCGGUAAACACGGCGUACGAAGCCUUGACGCGCGAUCAGUACACGAUGUUCCAUGACGUUUCCAACAGCUACUUGAUCUACAACAACAUUACUAGAGACAAGCUGUUUUUCAUGGCGUACGUCAAGGGCAAUUGCGCUCUGGACAGUGCGAUCGUCAACGGGAUUCUGUCGGAUGAUCGCGCGUUCGACAGGGCGUUCCACUGCGAGAUGAACGUUAUUGGUAGCGACAAUACCACGUGCGUAUUGGGAAAAGUGGAUUCUUAACGCGGCAGGCAAGGAAAUCCCGCGGGUCGCCAAAGUAGACAGCCUCCUAUCGUGAAAAUGCGCUUACGCCUUUGUAUAAUAAAAAGCGUGUGCAUCAUUGGUGAAAUGUAUAUGCAAGUACGCAGAUAAAUAAAUCUUGUUUCUUUCGAGCUAGGCACUCAAGUUAA